AUGGAAACAGUGAUCCGGAUUGAUAAUUCAGUGAGAGUGGUGGAAAAUGGAGCUUAUUUGACAUGGAAGGAUCUUUGGGUGACAGUUCCACACGAAAAGAAUACCACCAAACCCAUUCUUAAAGGUCUAACAGGUUUUGCCAUGCCUGGGAAGCUCUUGGCGAUCAUGGGUCCUUCAGGCUGCGGCAAAUCCACCCUCCUUGAUGCUUUAGGAGGGAGAUUACGUUCAAAGAUGAGACAAAGUGGGAAGAUUCUAAUAAAUGGACGCAAGGAGACUUUGGCUUAUGGUACAUCGGCAUAUGUAACACAAGAAGAAAAUCUAAUGAGAACUUUAACGGUAAUUGAAGCCGUCUACUACUCAGCUCAACUCCAACUACCGGAUUCAAUGUCGAAAUUGGAGAAGAAGGAGAGAGCAGAAAUGACAAUAAGAGAAAUGGGUUUGCAAGACGCCAUGAACACUAGGAUUGGAGGUUUGAGAGAUAAAGGGCUUAGCAAUGGGGAAAAGAGGAGAGUUAGCAUUUGCAUUGAAAUCUUAACACGUCCAAAGCUUCUCUUCCUUGAUGAACCGACUAGUGGGCUUGACAGUGCAGCUUCUUACUAUGUGAUGAGAAGAAUUGCUUGUCUGGAUCAAAAGGAAGGAAAAAGAAUGACUAUAAUUUCAUCCAUCCAUCAACCUAGUACUGAAGUCUUUCAACUUUUCCACGAUCUUUGUCUUCUUUCUUAUGGUAAAACUAUAUAUUUUGGACCGGCUUCUUUAGCAAAUAAGUUUUUUAGUUCAAGUGGUUUUCCAUGCCCGACUCUCCAAAAUCCUUCUGACCACUUCCUGAAAACCAUAAACAAGGAUUUUGAACAGUAUAUUGACAAGGAAGGUUUAGCUGGAGCAAUUUCCACAGAAGAAGCAAUUAAUUCCCUUAUAAAGUCCUAUAAAGCAUCUGGAAUUUACAACAAAGUACGGAGACAAGUAGCUAAAAUUUGUAAACAGGAUUGUGGAGCACUGGAGAAGAAGAAAAACCAUGCAACUUUCGUUACCCAAUCAAUUGUUUUGACAAAAAGAUCUUUCGUAAAUAUGUAUCGUGAUCCAGGCUACUACUGGUUGCGCCUGGCUAUCUACCUCAUUUUGGCUUUUGGGCUUGGCACUAUCUAUUACAAUAUUAGCUUUGCUUUUGAAUCGAUUCAGGAAAGGCGAUCUCUGCUCACCUUUAUUGCUUCUUUCCUAACUUUCAUGUCUAUUGGUGGAUUCCCUUCUUUUGUGGAAGAAAUGAAGGUGUUUGAGAGAGAAAGAUUAAAUGGUCACUAUGGAGCUGCUGCAUUUGUGAUGGGCAACACAGUCUCCGCCUUUCCCUAUUUGAUAAUUAUUUCAGUGCUUCCUGGAGCUGUAUGUUAUUAUCUUCCAGGACUUAGAGAAGGCUACCAAUACUUCUUAUACUUUGCCAUUGUGAUAUUUGCUUGCAUGAUGUUGGUUGAGAGCCUAAUGAUGAUUAUUGCAAGUCUUGUGCCCAAUUUUCUUAUGGGAAUAAUAAUAGGAGCUGGAGUUCAAGGUCUUAUGAUUCUAAGUAGUGGGUUUUUCCAAUUGCCGAAUGAUCUUCCCAAUAUUUUUUGGAAAUACCCUUUAUUCUAUAUUGCUUUCCACAAGUAUGCCUACCAAGGAAUGUUCAAAAAUGAGUUUGACGGUGUAUUAGUCCCCGGCUAUGAAGUUGGAGCCCCACCCACCAUAAGUGGAGAUGAAAUUUUAUUGGAUUUAUGGCAAGUAGAAAAGGGUUAUUCCAAGUGGGUUGAUCUUGCUAUUUUGUUUGGAAUGGUAGUUUUAUAUCGAAUUUUGUUCUUGCUGAUCAUUAAGUUCAACGAGAAAGGCAAGGCUAUAACAAAAUAUUUAUGUCGAUAUUUGAAAGUACGAAAAUAGAAAUUUGCAACACCUUUGAGUUUGUAUAAGGUCCCUUUAGAAAAUUACUAUUAACUACCUCUGGAAGAGUCCAAAUUGAGCUCUCUUUUUUCUUUUUUUUGUGAGAAACUAGCUCUGGAUUUAUGGCUUUGU
Ziziphus jujuba (common jujube) is the source of this 2031-nucleotide messenger RNA. RefSeq names its product ABC transporter G family member 1-like. The transcript has 8 exons. The record is from RefSeq and is a predicted model, not a curated record. Gene Ontology annotation, cellular component: membrane. Gene Ontology annotation, molecular function: ABC-type transporter activity; ATP binding; ATP hydrolysis activity. Lineage: Eukaryota; Viridiplantae; Streptophyta; Magnoliopsida; Rosales; Rhamnaceae. Bases 1 to 1899 code for a protein of 632 amino acids.